Aureococcus anophagefferens is the source of this 618-nucleotide messenger RNA. RefSeq lists its product as hypothetical. The transcript has 2 exons. The coding region runs from base 1 to 618 and encodes 205 amino acids. NCBI's taxonomy places the organism in Eukaryota, Pelagophyceae, Pelagomonadales, Pelagomonadaceae. The record is from RefSeq and is a predicted model, not a curated record.
AUGACAACUGAGCAAGCAGACAGCAAGUCUGAUGCACAAUUUAUGGCACGCCUGACUGUGGGCCUCACGGGAGAGCAGGCAGCGAUCGGCAACCAAGUGGUGGCGAAGCAAGCCAACGACCGUGCCGAAAGCACGAAGAGGAAUCAAAAGUCAGCUUGGUCAGGAAAGGACGGAUGGCUCACCUUUUGUGAUGAGUAUGAUGUCAAACCUGUGCGGGUGCAUGAAAGUGGACCAACUCCAGAGCUGAUAAAAUUUGAUUCCAAUUUGUUUGUGUGGUUUGCCCUAUGGAAGAUAGGCAAGAUGCAGGGGCCGAAGGGCAAGGGCCGGGGCCAAGAGAUCAACACGGUAUUUCAGAAUAUAUCAAGCAUCANAGGCUACACGAAGGAGAACUGGGGGCUUGAGGUCGAGCUUGACCAGAACUGGCUCAACAGCCAAAAGAAUGGCUGGAAGGUGGAGCGGGUUAAGACCCAGGGCCCAGCUCCACGGUUUCGGAAGCUUGCAAUUGUGGCUAACCAUAUGAUCCAGAUGAAGCGCACUCCGAUUGAUUGGGCAAGGGACUGGCCCCAUACCUUCUUUACCAUGUCAACGCUGAAGGCUUGCGUUCACCAAUAUCGGUAA